Mytilus trossulus (common blue mussel) is the source of this 4259-nucleotide messenger RNA. RefSeq names its product BMP-binding endothelial regulator protein-like. Lineage: Eukaryota; Metazoa; Mollusca; Bivalvia; Mytilida; Mytilidae. The record is from RefSeq and is a predicted model, not a curated record. The coding region runs from base 734 to 2773 and encodes 679 amino acids. Gene Ontology annotation, cellular component: extracellular region. The transcript is spliced from 13 exons. Gene Ontology annotation, molecular function: protein binding.
UUGUACUGCAGACGACAUAAUUUUCUUAAGUCAUGAAUAAUAUUUAUGAAUUAUCUUUUUUGAGGUUUAUUAUGAAAACUAUCAGAUCUGAGAAGAACUUAAAAUAAAACCCAAGUGGAUUGCGGUUGGGAAGUAGGCAGGACAUGGUCUCUGAUGUUAGCGAUCGUCCUGAUGAAAGUGAUCUGUGUCAAUUAAUAUCUCCUGCAUAUCGACAGAGGACUUCUUGAGGGUAAUUAAGCAAUUUUGAUUAUUACCCGAUGAUAAAGAGAAGAAACAAAUGACAUUUUAAUUUUUUGCGAUAAUAUUCUUGAUAUUAACACGGAUUUUUCCUGAGGCUAUUUAAGGAAUACUUUAAUGGUAUGAUCAGUUAACGAGAUAAAGAAUUUAAUUACUGGUUUAUCUUGAAGAAAAUAUUUGAGAAAGUUUUAAAACGAAUUAAGAUCGUUAUCAUCGAGAAAUCUUAGGAACAUGUAUGUCUACCAGGGUGUGAAACGGACUAAAACCUGGCGACAUAUCCCGUAACUGUUAAAAAAAACUCUCUACCUGGGAGUUUAACUUAAUUAGGAAGCAGUUGAUAUUUUUACGAACCAAAAGGGAUAAUUUACUUCUUAAUUUACAUCUUUAAGUAUAUAGUUUACGUGGUGUGUUUUUGUAACUUUAUUACAAGAAAGUAAUUUUGACCAUAGUAGAAUGAUCGUGAACUGCCGGGAAGUUCCGAUGUGUAAUUUUGACUAUGCUUAUUUUGACGAUUAAUUACAGAAAUCAUCAGUGUUUUGUGAUUUUUUGGAUACUACAUACACUGACAUUUUUAUUCGCACCUGUCGGAUCCCAAUUAGUAGGAACCAUAUCUCGGUGUGAUACGGAAGGAGAAGACAUUUACAUAGAAGGAAUUACGGGUCCGUGUAUUCGGUGUUUUUGUAAGAACGGUGAAGUUCGUUGUGAAAGAGAAGUUUGUCAGAGUUUAGAAGGUUGUUACAUGAUAUUGUUUGACAACCCGUGGCAGAAGAACGAGUGUUGUGAGGUGUGUAAACGCUGCCAGUACCAGGGCAAGGCUUUUGAUAGUGGACAGUCGUGGGUAGAGGCAGAUGACCCUUGUGUUACAUUACACUGUAGGGCUGGAGUUAUAACACGAUCAGAAAUGAAGUGCUACACCCCUUGUAUGAAUCCUGUUACCACGUCUGGGCUGUGCUGUGGCUCUUGUAUAGGAUGUAAAUACCAAGGGAAGCAACUCAGUGAUGGCGAGUCUUUCACGUUAAAAUCAGACCGAUGUACAAAGUGCUUAUGUCAGAGAGGAAGCAUAGUUUGUCAAAAGCAAGCUUGUCCCGUUUUAAACUGUCCAGCUAAUGUUAUAUAUACUCCAAACGGAUCAUGUUGUGCUGCGUGUUCAGGAGAAAGAAGAAUAUUCAAUUUACCUGGUGGGCGGUGCUUCUUUCAAAAUAAAAUUUACAAAACAGGACAAUUAUUCAUGCCAGGGAACUGCACAAAAUGUACAUGUAUGGAAGGUACUGCAAUAUGUGAUAGAGAAUCUUGCCCACCUUUAACCUGUUCUCUAGAUAGAGCAUUCCAACCAAAAGAUUCCUGUUGUAAAGUGUGUCCUAGUAAAGAUCCAUGUGAAUACAAGGGUACAUAUAAACAGGAUGGACAGAAAUGGCAACCUCAUAUAUGUAUGUCCUGUUACUGUGAUGAUGGUGCCACCAGGUGUCGCAUGGAAAACUGUAAAAAUACUCUUUGGUGCCCAAUGGGCUAUAAAUUACAAUAUGUAAAAGAAGAAUGCUGUCCACGGUGCGUAGAAGUUGAGGGUGUUUGCACUGUGUAUGGGGAUCCUCAUUACCGAACAUUCGAUGGGAAAAUUUUUAAUUUCCAAGGACCAUGUAAAUACCUCUUGGCAGAAGAUGAAUCGGGUAAAUCAUUUGCUAUACGGGUCAGGAACGAGGCGAGAACAUCGCCUUGGUUCACGUGGACUAAAAUGUUAUCCAUAUUUAUAUCAGGACAUAAAGUAGGACUUCAUCAAAAACGGGUAGUAAAAGUAAACCGGAAGAGGGUACGACUUCCGUUUACAAAGUUACCUCAUUUUAAACUUUAUAGAGAGGGACAAUCCAUAGUCUUUCAAUCAAAAAUAGGUCUUAAAGUUGUUUGGGAUGGUCAUAGCUAUGUAGAAGUCACUGUUGCUAGUCGGUAUAGAACUAAAAUGCAAGGAUUAUGUGGUAAUUAUAACGGGAAUGCUGAUGAUGACAUGCGCGGAAGAGACCAGAAAGUUUACAAAAGUAGUGAGGAAUUCGGAGAUACUUGGAGAGUAGGCAGUAGGGCUGCAUGUGCGAUUGUAGACAAACAAGAGACCAAAUUACCGUCUUGUGAUACUGAAAAGCAUGCAUUAAAAAGAGCUAAAACUGAAUGUAGUACUAUUUUGGGAAGCAUGUUUACAAAGUGUCGACGCCGGGUAGACGUUGGUCCUUAUUACAGAUCGUGUAUUACGGAUAUGUGCGAUUGUCCACAAGAUCAAAUAUGUGCAUGUGAAUCAUUCAAAGCUUAUGCACAUGCGUGUUCACGAUUUGGAAUUUCCACCAAGUGGGAUGAAGAAAUAAUAUGUCCACAUCAAUGCCCAGAAGGCGCACGUUUCAAAAAAUGUACAAAGAAAUGUGAACGAACCUGUGAUAAUCCAUACACAAGGCGAAAAAUAUGUAGAGACACGUGUGCCCCAGAAUGCCUUUGUCCGAAAGGACACGUUUUGUUAAACAAGAAGUGUGUUAUGAAAAGAGACUGUCCCACGCGGUAAAACAGGAUCAAUCUAGUCUUAUAAGUCCGUCCUGCUCAAUAUGUAAUCCUUGUGAUGUGCAAUGAAUUAUUUAUGGCCAGUAAUGAUAUUCCAUUGUGUAGUACUGUGGAUUCGUUAUUAUUCGUUGGAUACCAAUUUUCAUGGGUUGUGUUGGUACAGGUGACCACGAAUUAAAAUAUGCAACGAAUUACAAAAUUUCUAUAAGCCGUGUAUACAGAGAUUGGCAAAACUACAAAAUCAAAUAUCUACGAAAAUGCAAGUUUUUCUCAAUCCACGAAAAUUGGUUACCACGAAAAUAAAUGUAUCCACAGUAAUUUAAAACCGAAUUAAUGUAGUGAUUUGAAGUCUGCAUUUACGUUCAUUUUUUUAACAUUAUUGUGCUUUUUUCAAUAACAAUUGUUUAAUGUUUCGUAAUUUAUUAUUUUCUCUUUUAAUCAAAUUCAAUACAUAUAAAAUAUGUCGUCUGAUAUACAGGUGUCAGUUUGAAAUCAUGAAACAAAUGAAGACACAAUGAUUCAUCGGAAAAAAACCAGUAUCUUUGAAUUGGUAACAUUGCAAAACACUGAGCAAGUGACGAUUUUUAAGAUACGUAUUCAACUUUUAUGUCCGAAUAACCUUUUGUCUCACGUGUACGAUCUGUUUUGUUUAUGUAUUGAAAGGUUAAAGUUUUAUCAUUGGUUUUUAAUAAAAUAAGACAAAAAAAAAACAUAUAAUGAGAUGAAUACUCUUUCAAGUGAAAAAAGAUAUUAAAAAAAAUAUGUAGAAAUAACAUUUUAGCUUUUAGUUUUUUUCCAACACAAAUGACGUUUGAAGUUGAAUCUAAAUUAAAUUGAAUUAAACUAAUCUUUUAGCUAUUCUAAUCAAAAUAUGCUCGUUAAACAUGCUGAAUUUUUAUUUCUCAGUAAAGUCCAAGAAUUAUUUAAAAUAUAAUCAUUAAAGAAGUACAAUCAGAACGAUACCUCAAGUUUACAAAUGAAUCACACCAUAAACGAAACUUUUUUUUGUCUAUAUCUUACAAAAUUAAUGUCUAACAAUUUCAUGUCAUUCCUAAGAUAGUUAUCAAAGGUAUCAGGAUUAUAAUUAAGUACACCAGACGCGCGUUUCGACUACAUAAGACUCAGCAGUGACGCUCAGACCUAAAUAGUUAUAAGCCAAAUGAGUACAAAAUUGAAGAGCAAAUGGACUUACUAGUUUUCGUUACCCAGUGGCAGAUCCAGGGGAGAGUUCCGGGGAUUGGAACCCCCCUUUUUGGCCGACCACUGCAGUUCAAUUGGGACAUAUGACCCCUCCCCCUUAUCCUGGGUUGGAACCUCCCUAUUUUAAAAUGGUUGGAUCAGCCCCCUGUUACCUAUUUGAAAGGAAAUUUGAUUCAUACAACUUGUCUCAAUUCAUAAUUUUGUGUAUUCCUUGUAUGUCUUACCUAAUAUACUCCAUGAACAGUUUUGCCAAAGUUCUUUCUAAUCAUUUUGUUUAUGUUCAGGAUUGU